Clavispora lusitaniae ATCC 42720 is the source of this 684-nucleotide messenger RNA. The record is from RefSeq and is a predicted model, not a curated record. NCBI's taxonomy places the organism in Eukaryota, Fungi, Ascomycota, Pichiomycetes, Serinales, Metschnikowiaceae.
AUGUUGUGGUCCGUUUUGGCUACGGUCACCUGUUUCGGAUAUACCACUUGGGCAAAAAUCCGAGACACGUCCCUUUUUUCUGCUUACAUUUCUUACACGCUUUUCAUUCGCUCGUCACUUUCUCUGAAUACUUAUAUUCCUCUGCUUUUACCUCCUCUUACCCUUGCUCUGGUAUCGUGUGCAAAUCACAUGACCUCUGGGUGGUCUAUGGUGCACGGGUGUGCUCCCCCAGUAGUUUUUCACCAAAAAAAAAAAAUCUCUUCUAGCGACUCUGGACAUGUUCAAGACCAUCGUCACGGGCAGCACGCGCUUGCUUUCUCACGCGGCGCCUCUUCGGACUUCUGCGGCCAAAGCAGUUCCCGAUUUGGCGCCUUUGAAAUUCGACUCCAACGGCAGCUCCAGCUUGUACGCCAUUUGCAAGAUCCACAAUAUGCCCUACUUGGUUUCGAAAGGCGAUCGGUUGGUUUUGCCAUACAAGAUGAAGAACGUCAAGGUGGGCGAUGUGUUGAAACUCAACAACGUCACCAGUAUCGGGUCGAGAAACUUCACAUUCAACGACGACAAUGGCAUUCCGGAGCUGGCUUUCGAAUUGACGGCGACUUUGGCCGAGAUCACAAGAGAACCAAAGUACCAAGUAUACAAGAAGAAACAGAGAUGCAGAAGAUUGAAGACGGUGGAUGUUGA